CCGCUAGAGAGUGGACAGUAGUGAUCAUCCCACGAUCGAAAGUUGAAUUGUUAGUAAAACUUUUUGUUUGAUACAACGUUGGUCGCCAUGACGAUGAUUUUAAACUCAAUGACAUUUACUGUUGGGACAUUCGUGUCUCUUCUAUUGGCUUGCGUUUACGCCCAGCAGGCUACUCAGGGUGAACUACUAUCCCAGACCUGCCUUGGAUGUAUUUGCGAAGCUGCAUCCGGCUGCAAUGUCACAUCCGGUUGCGUCGGUGAAGUAUGUGGGCCUUUUCGCAUAACCUGGGGCUACUGGGCAGAUGGUGGAAAGCCUACUCUCAAUAAUGAACCUAACACCGUUGAAGGAGCUUAUCCAAGAUGUGUGAGUGAUCCCUAUUGCGCAUCUCGUGCCGUGCAAGGAUACAUGAACAAAUUCGGACAGGACUGUAACGGAGAUGGAGUUGUGAAUUGCGAUGAUUAUGCCCGCAUUCAUCGGCUUGGCGGUUACGGAUGCAGUGGUGGUUUAGAUGUAAAAUAUGAAACUUCCUACAAGACUUGCAUACAAAACUUCGGCUAAACUCAUCCAUUCUUCGUAAUUCUCACAUUUAUAAUAGUAAAUCGGUCCAGCAAUAAUUGUAACAACUGGCGUUAGAACAAACUUUUAUGAGCGAAUUUGAUCGACUACGUUAACGAAAACAAAUUUUUUUUAAACGAUGUGUUACAUUAGUCCUUUUAAUUGCAAGGGGAAAUAAGAACAGUUAUUAUUUUUUUGGUAUUUCGUAAAUCUGUCGUAUUUAAAAUAAAUUUCUUCGAAUCGAAUAAUAACGAAUUAUAUAUAAUGAUGA
Cephus cinctus (wheat stem sawfly) is the source of this 826-nucleotide messenger RNA. RefSeq names its product lysozyme. Lineage: Eukaryota; Metazoa; Arthropoda; Insecta; Hymenoptera; Cephidae. Gene Ontology annotation, molecular function: lysozyme activity. Bases 88 to 558 code for a protein of 156 amino acids. The transcript is spliced from 4 exons. The record is from RefSeq and is a predicted model, not a curated record.